GCGAUCCACUCUUGUGCUGCUUGCUACCUGCGUGGUGGACGGUGUCUUCAUGGAUGACAGCUACAGCGACAACUCUGAGCUGUACAUAGAGCUUAGAGACAUGGAGCGGAACCGAAAGAGUAUUCCACGCAACAUGCCGCUGCAGUCAGCACAUCUCCUUCAAGGACACGCCGCGCACGACGACAAUCACCAAAUGCUCGUAGCGCUGUACUACUGGCGCCAAAAGCUAUGCCACAAGACCUUCCAUGCGUGGAGGCAGUUAGUUCCAUCAAGAAGGUCGACGCGUCGCCGUGAAGUCCUUGCGCCACUGCUUUCCAGGCCUGAUGACGAUCUCCACCGCCAGGCUCGACCACGUCGCACCGCCAAUUCAAUACUAAGGCGGCACCAAGAGUCCAUGAAAACAAACCGUAAACUCGACGACAACGAUCAGCCAUCCUCCGACGAGUCUUCUGUAUGGGGCAUCCGAUUGUCCUCUUCACGUCGUGCCAUCCGGCCUCCCGUGUCCAGCUCCAACGACUUCGCCAUUUCGAAUGACCCCCCUGACGCAGUCGUCGAACGUCAACGCAAAGCCGUCGCGCAGUUGACGCGGCAACAAGAGAUCCACCGCCUCAAGAUGCAUGCGAUCAAGACUCGCUACUCGCUUUUGGACGGAGUAGUUUCUACGUGGAAAUCGGCUGUCGACGCCACACGGCCGCUUCGUUUGGCGUUGGCUGGACGCGCCAUAGCUCAUCAUCGAUGCACGUCGUUGAAAAAAACGUGGGCUCAAUGGAGCCAUUGGUUUCAUCGCAAACACCGAUCGAGAAUGGCCCGGACGUUCGCCGCCCAAACCAUCUACGAAUACGUGUUCCGCGGAUGGAUCUACGUGACAUCUGUCGCUCGAGCAGGGGCUUUGGUACGAGCCAAACACAACGCGAAAGCUCACAUUCAGCACUGGCGGCAAUGGACGUUGGCCUUUUCCACCCACCAAAGGUGGCGAGUGUUGAUCUUUUACCUAUCGUCGCAACGCCGUCACAAAGAGCUUCGACGGCUGUGGCGACUGUGGCGUUUGUUUGCGUCAACAAGUCAACAAAGCCGGCGGCACCGACACGUGGCAACCGCACACCUCCGCACUAUGACGCUGUCAAAGGGGUUUAGGCAAUGGCAUCAAGCUAGCGACGUGAACCUUGCGGAGGAAAUUCGAUUGCGACGGACGCUGGCGCAAGGUAUGGCUGUCCGGCGGUGGCGGGUGUGGACGGCCCAGCAGCGACAGGAGUGGGCAAGGCGCGAUAUGGCCUUUGCAUGGUUCGAUCGGCAGCUGACCAAGACGUGCAUGCGGGCUUGGCGGCGGUAUCUGCUACUUCGAGCGCAUUGCCGCCACCAACGUCGGCGCGCUGACGUGUUUGCAACCUCGUCGCAUAUUCGAACGGCGUUUCAUACGUGGCACUGCCAGAGCCAUCAGCUCGCCAUCGCGAGAACACAGUGCGACGUCGCAGCAACGUGGUGUAACAGCCACACUCGGCUGCGAAUGUUUCGGCGGUGGCUUGGAUUUGUUACCCGUCGGCGGCAUCACCGGUUAGCCGUGUUGCAUUGCUACAGCGUCACCACGGAACACAUGUUUUAUGCCUGGCGGCGAUGGACGGAAGCAGUGGGGGCGGCGCGAUGUCGGGCCAUGGACGUGGCGCAUAUCCACGCCAUGCGCCACUUGCAGCAACACUUUCGAGCGUGGCAGACGAGUGCCCAUCGACGGCAUUACGUCCACAUGCUUCGAUGUCGCCUGCAAAUGCGACGGAACUUCGCCAUCCUGCGACGACAUUACCAUGCAUGGACGAUGUACGUUCGCCCCAAGACAAGACAAAGGCGGCUGUGUGUGGCCCUUCGAGGCCAGAGGAUCCUUCGGUUCGUUCAAUGUGUGCUUCAAGAGUGGGCUGGCGUCGUGGACACCCGUCACGCGUGGCGGAAGUUUGUCGUGCAGUUGGACGACACGCACACUGCAAAGCGAGUGCUCUUUGGAUUCCAUCUGUGGCGCCUGCAUGCGACCGGCUCGGCCGUCGCCGCCUCGCGCAACCGGCGGCUCCAGGAUCAAGUGAUGGUUCGAUGGACGGAAUGGACACUCCACCAACGAACGCGCCAUCGUCACGAGAAACUUGCUGAGCAAUGGCAUACGUGCAAGACGAACGAGCGGUCAUUGACGGCGUGGUGGACGCAUGUGCAGUUGCAGCGGCAGUCGAGGGAGUCCAUGACUCGUAUCCAGGAGGUGUGGGGUCGUAGCCGGAUCCAGCGUUUGUGGCAAACGUGGCGCGGGCGGUUCGUCGUUGCCAAGCGAGUUCGUCAAGCAACGACAUGGCACGAUCGUCAGCUGCUUCGACGUAUGUGGCGGGGUUUCCAAGUUGCUCUGCAACUCGUGGCCGUGGAAAACAAACGCCGCCGCGCCGCGCAAGCGCUAUUGACGAGGAAGCUCAGCUUGUCCAUGUUUGGACGAUGGGUGCAGUACGUGGCAGGCCGACGCCACGACCGGGAACUCGACGCGUUGGCGCGAGACCUUGCCGCAUGCCAUCAAGCCACCCGUGUGUUUCACGCGUGGAAAGCAGUGCACGCCAAGCGACAGGUGCAGCGUCGAUGGCGCAACCAAUGGGUGCACACCCAGCUCCGGCAAGCCGUGCGCCAGUGGCACGCCCUAGCCGCCGUCCUCGCAGGCCGCACAUGGACAGCGGUGUCCAGUCGCCGGCAUUACGCCACGGGCUUGUUCCGCAAAGUAUUGUACGCGUGGAGCGACGCCGUGGCGUUGGAGCGGCACCUUCGAGCGACCGCCGCCCGGUCGGUUCAGCACCUCCAGGCGUGUCGACUCAAGCAAGCCGUGGCCCGGCUGCAACUCAAUGCAAACGCGAGGCAAAUGGAAGCAUCAGCCGCUUCCCGUGCCGAGACGUUUUACAAGCAACAGAGGGCAGCCGUCGCUGUCACGCAACUGCGACGACGUGCGGAUGAUGCAAAGAGGCGAACGCAUCAGCGCACUGCCGCCGAGAGCGUGUAUCGACGCCGUGUGACACGGCGGGUGCUGGGUGCGAUGCGGGUCGUGGCGCAGCGCAGUCGGUACAUACGCGGCAUGCUCGUGGAUGCGUUGGGGGUACAGGCAACCGCCAAGUCCAAGUACAUGUUUGGCCGAUGGGUGCAGUUCGUGACGCAGGCGCGUCAUGCGCACACUGUCGCACACGUGUUUCAGAGUCGGACGCUGCGUCGAAGGGUCAUGCAGUGGCAUGACGUGGCCAAACACCAGCGGCGGUGUCGAGCGCUCAUGGAGUCGACCCGGCGGAUUCUGUUUGGCAAUGUCGUGCGGACCUCCAUGGUCGCAUGGGUGUCCUUCACAACGCAACGCCGUCGCAAGGCUCGGUGCGCCGCCUUGGCGAGGACACACGCCGUCCUCCGAUCUCGGCGGCGGGCGUGGAGGGCGUGGGUUGUGGUGCACGUCCGAGAGGGGAAUCUCGAGAUGGCGUUGGGGGCCCGUCGACGGCGGCACCUUGGCCGCUUGUGGGCGGACUGGCGGCAGGUGGUUCAGAAGCACCGUAUGCGACAGGUCCAGCUGGAGCUGGCGACGCUGCACGAUGCUGCCAAAUGCAUGCGACAAUGCUUGUCCUUGUGGCGCCAUGUGACACGUGUCGUUCGAGAACUGGACAAGGCGAUGGUGGUUGCGUGUCGGCGCAAACAGAAGCUCCGACGGGCGUGGAAGCGGUGGGUCCGCUGCCGCCACGACGUCAUGAUGCUACGACGAGCCACGUGCAUGUGGAGCCAGCGAUUCCUGCACAUGUGUUUUCGAUUGUGGAGCGUAUUUCGCACAUAUCGCGUACGAAAGCAAUGGCUGGCGGUGCAAUCUCGAGCGUUUUGUCGACAUCGAAGGCUCGGCGGGGCCUUUGACCAUUGGAAGCGAUUGCAAGGGCGGCGACAAGUCAAACUCGCUCGAGAAGACGCCGCUAUCUCGCACGACCACAUACGCGUGUGUCGGCCUUGCUUCCAUUCGUGGGUGGCCGGGGCGCGCAAAACCAAAAAGACCAAACAGAUCUUGGCGGUGGCGUUCCGCCGAGACGCCACCAUGACCAUGUUUCGGUGUUUUCGGGGCUGGCAGCAGCUCUUUCGCCGGGCUCAGUCGUCCCGUCAAGCCAUGCACGACUACAACAGUGCCAUGCUCGGCUUUCACGCAGUCAAAGCCAUUGCCAAGUGGCGAAAACACACCAACGCGAUGCAAACGAUGCGCCAGCAACACUCUCGCGCGAUGGAUUUCCUCGAGAGGCGGCUUCGGGCCGCGUGCUUUGAUGCGUGGGUGCUCCAAGGAUACGUCCGCCAAGAGCGUCAGCUCAAGAACCAGCUGGCCAUCGACCACGCCCACGCCGUCAGCACGCGGCGCCGAUUCGACCGGUGGCUAGAAUUCACCUACGUCCAGUACCAGAUGGCCCAGGCAGAGCAUCAUCACGCCGCGGCCCUGGCUCAACACGCAUGGUCAAUGUGGAUGGCAUUUAUGCAGUCUCGCAUGUGCACGGACGACGAAGUUGCAAGUGCCGUAGCGCACUGUCACAUGCAGCUGCGCAGGCGAGUGUGGCGGCGGUGGCAAGUGUACUGUGUCGCACAACUGCAGAAACGCAUGGCGCGCUGCCAUUACGCAGCCACGCGCUUGCGGUUGUACUUUUUGGCGUGGAUAGGCCUCCGCGACCACAUGGAGCGGCUGCGGCAUGCGCGGACGUACUGGGAGGCGUCGACGCUGUCGGUUCGAUUCCGGCAAUGGACCCGCUUCGUCACGAUGAGGCGCGUGCGACACGCCCAACUUCGUGUGUUUGCCGGUUUGCAGCAGCGCCAAGCGGUUCGGCGGUGGCGUCACAACGCUCGCACUGCCAAACAACACAAGCGCCAGGUGCUGUGGGCGUCCAGCCUCUUUUACGAAUCAUCCUUGGCAUCGAUCUUUCGAGCAUGGCGGUCCAAGUUUCAAUGUGAAGUGCACAAGAAGCUGCAAGCCAAGCGCGCCGUCUCGCACUUGAUUUGCAAGGGCCUGCGAAGGUACUUUGAGCGGUGGAGAGUCGUCCAACGGCGGCGGCGCCAUCUCCGGGAAGCCAAACAUAUGGCGGAGUUGCAUCUGGCGGUCUCACGGCAGCGUCGCGGCGUCCGGUGGCUUCGAGAACAUGUCCAGGAUCAUCACCACGCGCAGACGAUUUGGCACUAUGUGGAGGCGUCCUGCAACGACCACGUGAUUCGCCGGCUGUUUGGGGCGUGGAAGACGUACGUGGCAACGCGUCAGGCCAAGUUGGAGCUUCAUCGCACCGCCGCCAUCCAUUUCGGCGGGCGAACGCAGCGUGUGAUCUUUAGUGCGUGGGUGGCUUAUGUGGUUCGCACCCGGUACCUCAAGGCUCAAGUGUAUCGGUCGCGGCAUCUGUACUUUAGCUCGCUCUACUCGCGGUCGUUCUUUCGCCUACGGCGGUUUGCGACACUGAAGCGACGACUUCGCCAUGUCACAGAUCAAGUGUGUAGACGGCGACGCCAGGAAUGGUUCGACCGAUGGAAGCAAUUCCGCGACGAUGCGCACAUAGCAACCAAACGAAGUGCAAGGGCGUCCAUGUUGUACAGAAAGUCCCACCUUAGGCGCCUGUUUAACCACUGGAAGAGCGUCGCAUGCGAGCGGUGGAUGCGACAGUGGCUGGUCAGCUACGCCGCGGUCGUUCGACAUCAAAGCGGGCUCGCGCUGGCCAUCCGUCGGUGGUGGGCCGCCACGGAAGCCAGCAAACAGGUCAAAGCCCUAGGGUGGCGCAUGCGGCACGCCCAGUUGGUGGCAAACGCGAUGAAUCUAUGGCAGCAGGCCACACGACGGGCAAAAAUAGGGCGACAGUUGCAAGUUACGACCACCCAUCGCCGUCAAUCCAAGGCCCUGCACGCGUGGAUGCACGCGCUCGUCGCAGUCGUGGAAUAGUUGUAAUAUAGUAGAAACCAAGUCUAGUCUUCGAAGUGUACAAUAUAAUAGAAUUCGAAGACAGUGUCAC
This is a messenger RNA of Aphanomyces astaci, 5990 nucleotides long. RefSeq lists its product as hypothetical. The transcript is spliced from 9 exons. The record is from RefSeq and is a predicted model, not a curated record. Lineage: Eukaryota; Oomycota; Saprolegniomycetes; Saprolegniales; Verrucalvaceae. Bases 50 to 5920 code for a protein of 1956 amino acids.